UGGGAGGGAGUUAAGCAAUGCCCAUCCCGACCCAGGAGCAGAGAGACGGCCCACUACCCACGGGAGGCGAGCUGGUGACCCUUGGGCUGGUGAGUAAAAGAUCCGCCUGAGCCAGUUCAAGGAGAGACGACAACCCGCGCAGUGUGAUUCGUAUGAAAAGGAAACCCGAGCUCAGGAAACUCAAAAAAAACACACACACAUACACGCUGGGACCAUCUUGAGUGACACUGCAGGAAAAGAGAGACCUAGCUCAUUCCUGAGCCUUGCCCUUGUGCAUGGAAGACCUGAUGUGAACAGAAACUGCUGAAGCUGACUCUGAAAACUAAGAGGGAAGGAGACAGGUCUUUGAAGCUCUAACUGGGAACAAAGCUGGGUUAAUAAAGUCAAAACCAUGAGCCAAUUUUGGAACCAAUUGCAGGCUGGCAGUUCAGAAGUGGACUGGUGUGAGGGAAAUUACAUGAUUGUCUCAAACAUUGCUGAAUUUUACAACACGAUCAGCAAUAUUUUAUUUUUUGUGUUGCCACCCAUAUGCAUGUACUUAUUUCGACAAUAUGCAACAUGUUUCAACAGUGGGAUAUAUCUAAUUUGGACUUUGCUUGUUGUUGUAGGUAUAGGUUCAGUUUAUUUUCACGCAACUUUGAGUUUCAUCGGACAGAUGUUAGAUGAACUAGCAAUCCUUUGGGUUCUGAUGUGUGCCAUGGCUAUGUGGUUCCCCAGACGAUAUUUACCAAGGAUUUUUCAACGAGACAGGAACUAAAUACUGGAUACUGGAAAUUUGAACCAAAAAUGCUGAAAAGGGGCAGCAGGCCUGUCUGUGAAGAUCAAAACUGUGGGCGCAAUCUUAUGUCUCUUUUGGCUAAGUCUGAGUUGUGCUAAGAUUUUUGGACAAGCUUUCGCUGUGAGGUUUAGUGAGUUCUCCCACCAUAUCUUAUCAAACUUGCUGCAUUAAUUACCCAUCACACUCAAAGGCUUCUCUCAUUCGAAUUCUGACCCAAACUUAUCAGGUGCUGUUUCCAAACAACUCUCCGAACAGUGGAUAUCCCAGAAUUCACUUGCAGCCCAUGCACCCAUGUCAUGUUUAGAAGUUUGUUGUGCAACUCACACAAACACCGAUAGUCCACACCUGUCCCCCAUGAUUCCUGAUAUUUGCCCCAGAUUUGGCAGACGGGGGAACUUAGCACCUGGCUGCGUGGGUAAGGGAUCUAAAAGUCCUGUUGAUUGGGCUGGUGAACAAGCAGGACUUCCUCUUCCCCCAGGACCAGGAGUGGAGGCCAGUACACCACACCAUGCUAGUUUGGUCCAAGUUUGCCAGCCAGGUCAGUGUGGUCUCAGCAUUCUAGAGGAAUGCCCAGCACUCUAGGAAGAAGGUCAGUGACCUUCUCUAUUCCACUAGCAUGUGUGCUACCAUUUUCACUCCGGUACACCACAUUCUCUGCAACUGUAAUCACCUGUCACCAUGGCUUAUGUUUUGCCACCCUCACUGUUGCCUGCAACAUCUUCCUUAAUUCACUGCCAUCUGCCCCAACACCACGAAUCGCACUUGCGCUUGGCACUACCUAAUCACUGGCUCGGGACACCUCCUGACCAAAAGUCAAUGCCCUUCUCCACUCCGCUUGGAUGAGUGCCAGCAUUUUCCCUCGGAGACUUCACACUCCUUCUAUCUCUGCUACUGUGCCCACCUCCCACCAAGGUUCAUGCUGUACCACGCUCACUAUUGCCUGCAGCAUCUUCUCUCACUCAAUCUCACCCACCAUUAUUCCUGACAGUACUAACCCCACAUGGGCCUUGACACUGCCUACUCACUCGCUUGGGACCCGACCUCACCUGGACCAAAUAUAUCAGUUCUGCCACCCCCAACUUACAUCUCCCAUAAUGCCUGCCGCUCUCUCUCAUUCCACAAGGAAAGCAGCACACUGUAGCGCAGAAAGCGUGGAGAUGUGAUGGGCUUCCUGAUAUUCAGUUCCUCAUCCCUUAUGAUGACAGCAUCCUAACUCUGACCUCCAUGAGUGGCUGAGCGACCGUAUCCAAGCCCCUGGACUGGUAACAGAGAUUGCCGUUGUGUUACUGUGCCAGGAUCAAAUGAGUGAAGGCUGUUUCUCUUGACAUGACUGAGGCCUGCUGACAACCAUGAUAAGGUUCCUGGGUUUGCGUCUGCUCUAAAUGACAAAGCAAAGCAGAAGAAAUAUAAGAUAACAAGGUGUAGAGCUGGAUGAACACAG
This is a messenger RNA of Rhincodon typus (whale shark), 2219 nucleotides long. Its product is annotated as alkaline ceramidase 2-like. Gene Ontology annotation, cellular component: membrane. Gene Ontology annotation, molecular function: hydrolase activity, acting on carbon-nitrogen (but not peptide) bonds, in linear amides. The record is from RefSeq and is a predicted model, not a curated record. Gene Ontology annotation, biological process: ceramide metabolic process. NCBI's taxonomy places the organism in Eukaryota, Metazoa, Chordata, Chondrichthyes, Orectolobiformes, Rhincodontidae. The coding region runs from base 392 to 757 and encodes 121 amino acids. The transcript is spliced from 4 exons.